Molecule: messenger RNA, 1117 nt
Organism: Acanthaster planci (crown-of-thorns starfish)
Lineage: Eukaryota; Metazoa; Echinodermata; Asteroidea; Valvatida; Acanthasteridae
Product: DOMON domain-containing protein FRRS1L-like
Biological process (GO): regulation of postsynaptic membrane neurotransmitter receptor levels; regulation of glutamate receptor signaling pathway
Source: RefSeq, a predicted model, not a curated record
UGCCAAUUUAUGGCCAAUCGUGCGGGAUGGGGACUCUUUUGUAGAUUAAUACUCUAUUUGGUAAUUUCAAGUCGCAAUUGUUGUCAGACAACAACACUACAAUAUUCUUCAAGGACGUUUGGGGCUGCUUUCGAAAUGAAUUAGAUUGAAGGAAUGAACUCUUCUGUUAUUCAAAUACAUUUAUAACAGUCUUUCUAGAACUUUCGACGGGCUGCAAGCUAGACGGUCACAGACGUGUCGAGGAAAAGUAUCGCGCGAAGUUGACGUUCCGACUCUUUCAGCCUCGAAAUCUGAACUGGCUUGAUAUUUUCUCCCGAGCUAGCUUCAUCAUGGCAGCCAGAGCUUCGAGUUCUACCAUUCUUCUCAUUCUUGCAAUGAUGUUGAUGCCACCUUGCAAGGCCGACUACUUCUGCGGCAUCAACAACGCAUGCUACAUGAUUCCCAGUGGAUGUACCUACGGAAACUGUGACUUUGAGGUGGUUUGGAGUCAGCAAGCCAACUCUACCAAGUAUGACUUCAAGAUCGCUGCAAGGGCAACAGGUUGGGUGGCUAUCGCUAUUACCCACGAUAAAAAAAUGGGAGAUGAUGACGUAUACAUGUGUAGCGUAAACGAGACCGGCACGGGGUCCAAGUUUGAGCAUCGCUUCAACAGGGGAAGGGCCAACAUUGCAGGCAGUGGGGUUGGCGUUGUGAACACUGAACUUACAACCAAAAAUGGCGUGGUUAGCUGUCGAUUUGAGCGGGACUUGAGUGUGACUAACAAUGGCGUGACCUUCAACUUGACCACUGAUUGGUACAUGUUCUUCGGAAAAGGCCCUCUGGUUUCAGGUAAUCCUGUGCAGCAUGAAAAAAUCCCCAUGGUCACCAAACAGAAGGUUGACUUCUCGCUGCUCCCAAUCAUAUCCACGGAUGACCUGGAAGAUCCCCACGUCGAAGACGAUAAUGGCGCCACUGCCCAUCGAGCAGGUCUUCUGCUGGUGACGUGCAGCAUCAUGGCCAUUCUGACUGGUACACAGAUGUAGACAUGGGACAUCGUCUGUGAACCGAUGCAAACUGAUACGCGUACUCAGUGCAAGGUCCUCUACGAGCACGCGUUAUUUUUGUACUUAUUGGGAUU